Molecule: messenger RNA, 2983 nt
Organism: Hyposmocoma kahamanoa
Lineage: Eukaryota; Metazoa; Arthropoda; Insecta; Lepidoptera; Cosmopterigidae
Gene: Mkp3
Product: dual specificity protein phosphatase Mpk3
Exons: 6
Coding region: 261-1463 (400 amino acids)
Biological process (GO): negative regulation of MAPK cascade; protein dephosphorylation
Cellular component (GO): cytosol; cytoplasm
Molecular function (GO): protein tyrosine/threonine phosphatase activity; MAP kinase tyrosine/serine/threonine phosphatase activity
Source: RefSeq, a predicted model, not a curated record
CCCUGGCUUGGCUCUGGCUUUGCUGUUGCUCGCCUUGUAUAGCUCGCUUGUCGUGGACGUUAGAUUGGUGUAGUGUUUAUUUAGAUGGCUUUCUUUGGUGUAAAAUAGUUAUAUGACAAUAGAUAAAAUUCAAUAAACAUAUGAAAAAUGCCACCGUGUAUAGCUGCUUCAUUUUCCAUGUUUUUUGUGCAAUAGUGCAACAGGCUACACGGGAACUCUUGAGAAAGCUCGUGUAAACAAGAGAACAUUUUGAUUGCAAGAUGCCCACGGACUCGGAAUGUGAGUGCGACCUGGUGUCAAAGGAAUGGUUGUUGGCAAAAUUGCGCUCCGACGAGAGAGACACUAUUUUGAUAGACUGUCGAGGGUCGAACGAGUAUGCUAUGUCUCACAUACGGUCCGCUGUUAACUUCUCAAUACCAAGUAUAAUGCUGCGGCGGCUCGCUGCGGGUAAGAUCGACCUGUGCUCGACAGUACAAUGCAAGGAGUUGAAAGCGAGAAUCGCUCACUGCCGUACCAGGGGCACGUUCGUGUUAUACGGGGAUGGAGCCCCGCGGAAUCCUGACUCGGUCCACGGCAUCUUGCUGAAGAGGCUCAAGCAAGAUGGAGUGCAAGUCGUCUGCCUUGAAGGUGACUUCACGGAGUUUCACCGAACUUAUCCGGAGUGGUGCAGCGAGGCCGGCGCGCAGCACGUCCCGCACCUGCCUCUUAUGGGAUUACGGUCUCUACGCAUCUCGGGGUCGGGCUGUGAGGAGGCGCUGUCAUCCGGCUCGUCUUCGGAGUGCGAGGAAGCGCACACGCACGUCACUCAGGAGUUCCCCAUCGAGAUCCUACCCAAUCUGUACCUGGGCAAUUCUUCCAACAGUGAGGACUGUGAUGCACUAGCCAGGCACAACAUUAAGUACGUUUUGAACGUGACUCCGGACCUGCCAAACACGUUCGAGGCGGACGGCUGCGGCAUCAACUAUCUAAAAAUUCCCAUCGCUGACCACUGGAGCCAGAACCUCGCCGUGCAUUUUCCACAGGCCAUACGAUUUAUCGAAGAGGCGAUGUCAGCGCGGUGCGGCGUGCUGGUGCACUGCGUCGCAGGCGUGUCGCGCAGCGUUACGGUGACGCUGGCGUACCUCAUGCAGCGCCACCGGCUGUGCCUGCGCGACGCCUUCGAGCUCGUCCGCAGCCGCAAGACCGACAUCGCGCCCAACUUCCACUUCAUGCGCCAGUUGCACUCCUUCGAGCGCGACCUCGGCCUCCACGAGCACAGCGCCAGCCUGAGUAAGGUGCUGGAGGAGCUAGGCGUUGAGCCGGUGCUGCCGGACUCGGGCGUGAGCAGCGCGCUGGGCUCGGGCGUGGCGCGGCCCACGCCGCUGCGCGCGCCCCCCUGCGGCUGCGCGCCGCCGCUGGGCGUGUCGCCCGACUCGGGCAUCGAGUUCGACCGCUGGAGCGCCGCGCGCGACACGCCGCAAUGACAGUUCUUCACGCCGCCGCUCGACUCCGCGCCGCAGCCCGAGUGAGCGCCCGCUCCCCCGCUCCCCCCUCGCCCGCUCGACCGGCAGGUGUUCGCCUCCAGGCGGCACCUCGUAGUGUUAGCUAGACGGACUAGGACGUAGGCCCGCUUUCGGGAAACGACGCUGCCGAUGCGAUAGUACAAAGAAUCGUGAUUAUAUUUAUACCGAGCUGUUUUAACGGGGGAGAGACAGCGUUCAGAGUACAAGCCGCGGUUACGGUUUAUAGUUAGUUAUUUUAGGUAGGACGGUAGCGGUGCGGGCCCGGUUAGGCUAGAGCGUCCCGCGAGCGAGCUAAGGGAAGCGAUAAGUAUUACACUUUUGUAUUUACCCAGUACUUUGUUUGAUAGCACGUUACAAAAGUAUAGUCGUUCGAGCACGCUACAAACUCUUUUUCACUCUUAUAAAUUACAUUACGUCGUAGAUAACUUAGACGAGCACUUAAAAUAUUACAGAAAAACUAAUCUGUUUAGUGCCACAAAUCGUAUGUAAUCUUAAGUGAAAAUGGAUAUAGUAAUAACUAUGUAUGAAACGUACUUUACACUUAUGGUUUAAGUCAAUUUUAUAAGUUUGAUAUCAUUAAAUAUAUAUUUAGGAUAUGAGUACACAAUUGAAAUGCAUUCCCGAAUCUAUCUUCCACUACGCUGUGCAUUUUGUGUCCAUUCGAAUUUAUUUUGAAGAUUUUUGAAAAUUGUAUAUUUUUAUUGUUUAACUUAGGUAGAUUGUGGUCUUCGUCGGAAUAAUCUCAACGGCAAGGAUAUAAGUUAGGUACCUUCUGGUAGUGCCACCAAGUGUGGAGCUGCCAGUUGUAGCUCGAACCACCACUUGACUCAACUCCUAAAUGUUUGUUUGUUUAAUCCACCAAUAUAACAAUGUAAUUGUGUUACGUAUACUAUUCUAUGGGGUAGUUUGACAUAGAACUAUUUGUUACAAACAGUGAAUAAAUGAAUAAAUAAUACAUAGAAAGUUAUGACUAGAAACAGGGCUUCUAAUGACUCUUCCAUUGUUGUUGAUAUAUGUAUAUGUACGUUUAUCGUAGUGUAUGUUAGUGGGAGUGAGAAUGUGUGAAUGUGAUAUAUCGAUAAGAAAAUUUAUUAUAAAAUAUAGUUAUUUACAUUUUGUAACGACACUGACCAUUGAGACACAGUUCGUUUGAACGUUGUUUCUUGUAAAGCUAAUGUGACCGACAGUCGCUCAUAUUUUAUUUCUAAAUGUUAUGAUAUUGUAACUAAGAGUAUAUUCUUUAGUCUAAUAUAGAGAAAAAAUUAUAACAGUUUAUUUUUCUAUCAAUCUUCGGCAAUAUUUAUGGUGGACUCGAAUGUGCUCAUAUAGGUGGUGAACAUUGAACAACUAAUUAUUGUAAAAUGGUUAACGAGUCUUGCUAGUAAAUGAGUAUUUUUAUAUGGAUUAUAUAACAAUAAAAGUUAUAUAUAGAUAGUUACAUUAACUGAAAGAAUAUGGAGAAUCUUUUUAUAAGUUUACGU